AUGGCAUUUAAGGUUAUCCAACUGAACGUAAAUCGGAGUUGGCCUGCCUUCGAUCUUAUGGUCCAGCAUAUGGAUGAGGGCGCCUCUGUGAUCGGGAUUGUGUCGGAACCUCCUAGACGACGCCAGGAUGUGUGCGAUUGGUUCGCCAGCGGUAGCGGUCUGGCAGCCAUUAUUGUUCGGAACCCGGUUGUACCCCUGAGUUGCACUUUGAUUAGGCGAGGACGUGACAUCGUCGCGGUCAGAUUCGGUGAUCUUGUGGUCUCAUGUUACGUCUCACCUAACUCCACUAGAAAUCGAUACCUUGAGUUCUUAGAUGAACUCGGGGAUGUGGUGGGCGAAGUUGGUGGCAGGAGCACCUUAAUCGGUGGUGAUUUUAAUGCACGUUCAGCAUCUUGGGACCCGGUAGCUACUAAUUGGAGGGGCACUCUUGUCGAGGAGUGGGCGGCCGAAAAAGACCUUCGCCUUAUUAACGUGGAUGUAACGCCUACCUGCAUUAACCCGCGUGUAUCGUCUGUUGUUGAUCUUACGUGGACGACCGCCGAUCUCUUGAAGCGUUUGGUGGACUGGUCGAUCAACGCUGAUAUGAAGUCACUAUCCGAUCAUUCCAUAAUUACAUAUGACGUGGUUGGUCUAUGUUCUGGACCCUUCGAAACAUGCUCCGUUGAUCCGCAUCCGCGUUGGAAUUACCACCGCAUGGAUGUGAGGGCGCUUUCCAACGUCUUGGAGUGGGACGAUGUUGCGGGUCCUGCCGAAGACGAUUCUAUGUCUGCGGAGUCUUUCGCUUGCUGCGAGGGAAAGAGAAGACUGUACGCGACAGUGGUUUUGUCGGUCAUGCUCUACGGGGCGCCGGUAUGGUAUGAUGCCAUGAGAUCGACCACCUCGUUGGCUCGUAGAGGUCAGGCGCCUAUUUUUAGGGUACAGCGGUUCGUGGCCAUUAGAGUUAUAGCCGCGUACAGAUCGGUGUCUCUUGAGGCCGCAACCUUAUUGGCACGAAUGCCCCCGUUCUACCUGCUUGCGGCCUAUUAUAAUAGGACAUACGCGAGAGUUAGGGAGCUUAAAUCGCUCGCGGUUCUCGGGAUGUCCCUGGGUUACGGCUUAGGUAGGACACUCGAGGAGGUUUUAGCCGGUGUGAGUCCGGCAUAA
Messenger RNA from Odontomachus brunneus, 1143 nucleotides. RefSeq lists its product as uncharacterized. Lineage: Eukaryota; Metazoa; Arthropoda; Insecta; Hymenoptera; Formicidae. The record is from RefSeq and is a predicted model, not a curated record. The transcript is spliced from 3 exons. Gene Ontology annotation, molecular function: catalytic activity. Bases 1 to 1143 code for a protein of 380 amino acids.